This is a messenger RNA of Zea mays, 1101 nucleotides long. RefSeq lists its product as uncharacterized. The record is from RefSeq and is marked validated. Lineage: Eukaryota; Viridiplantae; Streptophyta; Magnoliopsida; Poales; Poaceae. Gene Ontology annotation, cellular component: extrinsic component of membrane; photosystem II oxygen evolving complex; photosystem II. Gene Ontology annotation, biological process: photosynthesis. Gene Ontology annotation, molecular function: calcium ion binding.
AGUUGCUCGGCUCGGCUGUGCCUGUGUCCCCCCGAAAAUGGCCUCGUCCCCGCUCUUCACCUCGCUCCGGCUGCCCGUGCCCACCAUCAUACCGCGCUGUGCUUCUCCGCCGCACGGCGUGCCCUCGGCGGACGACGCCGUCCCUCGGCCGGCGCCUCUCGUGGCGGCCGCUAGCCACAGGAGGGAGCUGGUGGUAGGGGCGGCGCUGACCGCGGUGCUGUUGCCGAGGGCGCCGCUGCCGGCCCAGGCGCGCGAGGUCGCGGUCGGCACGUACCUGCCACCGGCGCCGUCCAACCCGGGCUUCGUCUUCUUCCGCGCCACCCCCAAGGACACCCCCGCGCUCCGCGCCGGCAAUGUGGAGCCGUACGAGUUCAUCCUGCCGCCGACCUGGAAGCAGACGCGCGUCGCCAACAUCCUGUCCGGGAACUACUGCCAGCCCAAGUGCGCCGAGCCGUGGGUGGAGGUGAAGUUCGAGGACGAGAAGCAGGGCAAGGUGCAGGUGGUGGCCUCGCCGCUCAUCCGCCUCACCAACAAGCCCAACGCCACGAUCGAGGACAUCGGCAGCCCCGAGAGGCUGAUCGCCUCGCUGGGGCCUUUCGUCACCGGCAACACCUUCGACUCCGACGAGCUCGUCGACACCAACGUCGAGAACGUCGAUGGACAGACUUACUACAGCUACGUGCUGGAGACUCCAUUGGCGCUAACAGGUUCGCACAACCUGGCCAAGGCCACCGCCAAGGGGAGCACGGUGGUGCUGUUCGUCGCAAGCGCCAACGACAAGCAGUGGCCGGCGUCGCAGAAGGUUCUGAAAGCCAUAGUGGACUCGUUUCAAAUAUGACUGGUUUGGGUGAUGCGUUACGUUGUUGGCAACAUCUAUCGGCCUUUUUGACUUGAGUUCAGUUGAGUUGCUUGUACCCGAAGCUCUAAAAUACGAGGUAUAUAACUAUAUACUACAAGCUUAUAAAGCCAAAAGGGAAAAGAAGGCACUGCUUGUUUUAGGCUUGAGUGACGGUUGCUGUUCGUAGCUUGUCGAAGACGACAUGUCAGAUGUACAUGUACACGGAAAUGAACUUUUUCAGUAACGAAAUGCUGGUUAAUAUC